This is a messenger RNA of Setaria italica (foxtail millet), 762 nucleotides long. Its product is annotated as protochlorophyllide-dependent translocon component 52, chloroplastic-like. Bases 35 to 646 code for a protein of 203 amino acids. The transcript is spliced from 3 exons. Lineage: Eukaryota; Viridiplantae; Streptophyta; Magnoliopsida; Poales; Poaceae. Gene Ontology annotation, molecular function: chlorophyllide a oxygenase activity. The record is from RefSeq and is a predicted model, not a curated record.
UUGAUCCUGCAGGCCGCUCGUGGCAGGCUUGUUCAUGAUCGUGGCCUUCUGCAUCCCUGUUGCUCCCGGGAGAUGCAGGCUGAUUUGGGCGUUCCCGAGGAACACCGGGGUCUGGCUCCACAAGAUCACACCUCGAUGGUUCUCCCAUAGCAACACGAACAGCGUAUUGGAUUCAGAUAUCGUCCUCCUCCAUGUCGAGGAGCGCAACUUUGCUGCCGCGGGCCUCGAUAACUGGCACAAAGUUUGCUAUGUCCCCACAUCUUCAGACGGCAUGGUCGUCGCCUUCAGGAACUGGUUCAGAAAAUUCUGCAAGAAUCAGGUUGGCUGGGCAACCCAACAAGUCAAUCAGCUGCCACCAACCCCUAGUAAGGAUAUGCUCCUGGAGAGGUAUUGGUCACACGUCGUGCAGUGCUCGAGCUGCAGCGCUGCGCUCCAGGCAAUGAAGGUGCUCGAGGUCACACUACAGGUUAUCUCGGUCGCUGUUGUUGGGUUCCUCGCCGUCGCCAAGGAGACGUUGCUCACGUCAGUUGUUCAGAGAAUCUUAGUAGUGUCCGCAGCUAUGUUGUGCUUCGCGGCAUCCCGUUGGCUUGCUAACUACAUGGAGAAGACCUUCUAUUUUCAAGAUUACGCCCAUGCUUACAAGUGAACUGAGUGAUAGUCCAAAAGAUAUUUAGUGUUUAUUGAUAGGAUAUUACAGUUUUUGAUAUAAGGGUGCAUAAGCCAGGCUAUACACAAAGUGUAAGUCAUUUUCCUUUUAGCCAU